AGAUAUUUCUAUUCAGUGCUUUACUAAUGUGUCACAAUAAUGUAAUGUUUUUGAGUUCAAAUUCAUUUGGGGACUUUUCCAAGCAAAUAUUGAUAUAUGUGAUUGUUUGCGAUUUAAUCAGCAUGUAUUUCUGCCACUCACCCUCUUUCUACCCCAUGAAUAUUUCUGUGGAUCCGCCUCAGGUCCCGCGUAAUUGUAUAUUGUCUUAACCAGGCUGCCAAGGAGGUAUCGACAGACUGUUGUUUCCCGCGGUGUACGCCGGGUGGCUAAACAAACCAAACCUAUUUUACGCGCAGGUGACCCAGCAGCGUAGAAGUGCGUCACUGGCAAUCUUAUAAAGCGCACAGGUGCCCGCUAAUUGCGCACAUUGCCGAUUAACUGAUGUCUUUGUGUGCUGUGGUUUAAUGCUCUGUGGUUCAGUCGCUGCUUUUCAAUUUGAAGACAUAUUUUCACUGCGAACAUGAGUGCUGGAGGAGGGACCCCUUACAUCGGCAGUAAAAUAAGUUUGAUAUCCAAGGCUCAGAUUCGGUAUGAGGGAAUAUUGUCCUCUGUCGACACUGAUAGGUCCACGGUUGCUUUAGCCAAAGUAAAAUCCUAUGGGACAGAGGACCGGCACACAGACAGACCAGUGCCACCCAAAGAUGAAAUAUAUGAAUAUAUAAUCUUCAGAGGAAGUGACAUCAAAGACAUCACUGUGUCCGAACCACCAAAACCACACCAUGGACUGCCCCGUGACCCCGCUAUUGUACAGUCAUCUGUUGGCAGUUCCUCUGCUGCAUAUCACCCACGCUGGAGUCCAUACAGAGACAUGAUGCCCACCUACAACCAGCUGGCUGCGAGUUCUCUCCUCAACCAGCAGUACAAUGCGGCGUUGGGCUUAGGACUUCACGGCAUCCCAGUCAGAAGAGCUCCCAUGGUCGAGCAGGCCGUCCAGACCGUGCCGUUGGCCAGUGCUGCCCAGAAAAGGGGGAAGACUUCAGCCCAGCCGCAGAACAGACAGCCGGUUCGUCCAACCCAGCGCUCUGGCCGGGGUGGUUCCCAGGUUCAGAAGGAGAACGUACCCACCAGUCGGGCAACAUCUCAGCCCAGUGCAGCCAAGAGUCAAGGCCAAAGCACUGAGAACCAGAAACCAAGGCAAAAGCAAGGCAGUCGCAGGUCCAGGAACAGAAGCAGAGGCCAACUUCUUGUGAAAAACUCGAAGGCCACAACCUUGCAGUUUGAGUCCGAUUUUGAUUUUGAAACUGCAAAUGCUCAGUUUAAAGAUGAUCUCACAAAGGAGGUUGUAGUUGAAAAAGUAGAUUCUGGGGAGGCCCAGGACAGCCAGAGUCUGCAGGAGGAGGAAACUCUAGGAGAUAAAUACUACGACAAAGCCAAAUGCUUCUUUGACAACAUCUCAUCAGACCUUAAGCCCAGGAGAACCACCUGGGCGGAGGAGAAAAAGUUGAACAUGGAAACAUUUGGAGUGCCCGGCCGCUUUCUGAGGGGCAGAGGGUUCAGGGGCCGAGGACGUGGAGGGCAGAGUGCCACAGAGCAGCGACCCCUCCCAAAAAUUGGUAGUGGGAGGGUGUAAAGGCUUUUCUUUGUUAAUAAUUUCUGUAAAUAUUGUAGUUUUCUACUUAUUUAAAAAGUACCUCCCUUUUUUCCCCAUUUGAAGCAAAUGUUUUGUUUUUUUCCUUUAUCCCAAAUAUGCAUUUAGGGAAUUUUGUACUUUGAACCUUAAUAUUAUAUUAAAUGGGAGAGUGAUUUCUUUUAAUCAAGCAGCUGUAUGCUAGAAGCACAUUUAUUCAUUGGUAGUCUGGUAAAAUGCAAUGUGGAAUUUGUCUUCAGAACAAGCCAGCAAACAAGAUAUUAUUUUUUUGGGUUUUUUUUUUUUGCUUAAUGUACUAAAUUCUUGUCUACUUGACUGUCCAAAUGUAACUCGGAAUUGCUUUUGUAGGACAGCUGUACUUAUUUUUAUUUAUUUUUUUCCCCCUACUUGUAAAAAGAAAACUGUGGAGGACUUUGUAACAGUUGCUAUUAAAUAACAUGACUGAAAAA
Messenger RNA from Morone saxatilis (striped sea-bass), 2037 nucleotides. RefSeq names its product protein LSM14 homolog B-like. Bases 461 to 1570 code for a protein of 369 amino acids. The transcript has 8 exons. Lineage: Eukaryota; Metazoa; Chordata; Actinopteri; Moronidae. Gene Ontology annotation, molecular function: mRNA binding. The record is from RefSeq and is a predicted model, not a curated record.